UAUUUUUAUUUCGCUUUGUUUUGUAAAUACAGCAAAUAAAAAUGGGCGAUCAAGAACCUAAAGUUGAGGAUACUGGCAUGGCUCAAUCGGAGGAACAGGAGACGGACAUGAUGAAUAUGUUUGCGAGUGUCUGGGUCAAAGUUGAAGUUGAGGAAGAAAAUAGUGAAUACGAUACUGUUCCAGAGAAGAAACGUCUACGCAGCAAGAGCAAACGAAAACAAAUUAAAAAACGUAAAAUUUCUAAAACACUAAAAUGCGAAGAGUGCGACUAUACAACAGUUUACAAGAACUGUCUUGAUUUACACAUGGCAGGUCACAAGGAUUCGAAACCGUUUACUUGCCAACUUUGCAAUUAUACGACUAAAUAUCCUACCUCUUUGCAGAGGCACAUCAUGAUCAAACAUCAGUCGAAGGAGGACGCUUUGUCAAACGAUGAUAAAAAGUCCCUACCAGUCCACAAAUGUGACCAAUGUGACUACACUUCAUACUUCAAAUGGAACUUAAACGCACACAAACGAAAACAUAAGCAAGAGAAACAGUUCAAAUGCCCGCACUGCGAUUAUGCAACAGCCUACAGACACAAUUACUUAAAGCACAGCAAAAUUCAUAACGAAGGUGUUUUCUACAAGUGCGAUAAGUGUCCAUUCGUGACGAAAUUCGAAGGGCACAUAACUAGACAUCUGGCUAAAAUACACAAUGAAAUAACAGAAAAAGCUAAUAAAUGCGAUUUCUGUGAUUUUUCAACCAUGGUCAGAUGGAGAUUGAAUAUACACAAGCAACGUAGCAAGCAGGAAGCCCCACUAAAAUGUGACUACUGUGACUUCGAGACUAUGUAUAUGUGCGAGAGUAAAUACCAUAAAGUGUCGCAUUACAACAAAAUAUAUGGUUCAGGAACUGUCCAUAAGGCGAACGACAAUAUACAUACACCAACGGAAAUCCAGGAACACGUACAAGAGAAAUCUGAUUAUGUAUCUAAGGAGCAUCUAGAGAAACAUGACAAUCAAUAUACGCUAGACCCGAAUUGCGUGGAUUGGAAUAGCAUCCAAGUUCUGGAAUCUGAAGAUAAAGAAAGGCCAUUUCUAUGCCAUAUGUGUAGUUACACGUCGAAGUUCAAAGCAGCUGUACAAAGGCACUUUCAGAGACACCACACUGGAACACAGAACCGUCCGUACAAAUGUGUUAACUGUGAUUUUUCGACGAAAACUAAAGAUCAAAUUGCGCUGCAUAAUAAAAGGAGUCAGUCAGACAAGUCACUAUACUGUAGCAUAUGCAGUUUUACGACAAACUUCAAAUGUCAGUUUGUUAUGCACCAAAAGUGCCACUACGCGUACAAAUGCACGAUAUGUUCCUACUCCUGUAGGCAUAAAUACGAAUUGCAGAAGCAUUUUACGACCCAGCAUUUGGGUAACGGUCUGAAAUGCAGUUACUGUGACUAUAAAGCGUCCAGAAAGGAAAGUCUACUGUGUCAUGAGACUAUCCAUACCGGAAAUAAGCCGUUUAAAUGUUCAUAUUGUUCUUAUACGUCUGUACGGAAAUCCUUACUUGAUAACCAUGUUAAGAGGUACCACAGUGAUAUAAAGAAAAAUGUGACGAUUGUUAGUGAGGCCAAAAUAGAGUCAUUAAGAGUGCCAAUACCAUCUUUGAUCGAUACAUUGGCGGAGAAUUGUGAUAAAAUGCCAGUUACAAAGUAGUUUUUAAGUUUCUGUGAAGAAGGUACGGUAAGAAAGUAUGGACUCUUCCACUGGGAAAUAAUUUUUUCUAAUUUGCAAUGACAAGGCGAUUAAAAUUUUAAUAGGCCUGAGUGAUACCAGGUCACUUAGUUAUGAUAUAAGAAUAAAGUUUACUUUAUUAAUAAAUACUAAAAAAUUAAAA
Molecule: messenger RNA, 1872 nt
Organism: Melitaea cinxia (Glanville fritillary)
Lineage: Eukaryota; Metazoa; Arthropoda; Insecta; Lepidoptera; Nymphalidae
Product: zinc finger protein 761-like
Exons: 3
Coding region: 42-1691 (549 amino acids)
Biological process (GO): regulation of transcription by RNA polymerase II
Cellular component (GO): nucleus
Molecular function (GO): DNA-binding transcription factor activity, RNA polymerase II-specific; RNA polymerase II transcription regulatory region sequence-specific DNA binding
Source: RefSeq, a predicted model, not a curated record